This is a messenger RNA of Peronospora matthiolae, 1440 nucleotides long. Lineage: Eukaryota; Oomycota; Peronosporomycetes; Peronosporales; Peronosporaceae. The record is from the annotation of a GenBank genome assembly.
AUGCAAUCUACGCAGGUCGCAUUGGAUGCCAUUCGGUACCAGCAACGCCUCGAGGACGCGUCUCGCUACAGUCACACUCUCCUGCAGAGUUUCCCCGUCGAAGUGAUCAAAGCUCCUCUGGGGUCCCGAACAUCUGAGCCGGAGUAUGUCUCUUAUGACAAAUAUCGACGUCGGUUGUACGAAUUAAACCGUGACGAGUACGAUUUCGUCCCGUCGUUGAAGAAGCAAAAGCUCGGGAUUGACAAGGUGGUGAACCACGUGCACGAGCAGAAUAUGGGGAACCAGGGCCUACUCGAGCUACUUCAGAGAGAACUGAGCGGCGGCAAAGCGGGUCGUUGGUCUAAGAUGUCCAUGGGCUUUCGUUCCGUGACGAAGUUACUAAGUACGAAAGCCGACGAGCACGUUGAUGCUGAUCACGAGACAAAGGGUGAAGAGACGCCUACGCAGCCAAUUCGUGAGGACAACAAAUCGCCCAAAGGGACUGCUGGAAAUAGUGUCAGAAGGCCAGAAAGCAGCGCGGUUGCCAAGUCCCGCGAUGAUGAAAUUGCAGAGCUGGAAGAGAAACUCCGAUUGCAGCGUUUGUCGCGCGCAUCCAAGACCGAUCAACUUUUCUACGAUCGUCUAGCAGAGCGAGAGUUAAAUAUUAUUCUGGAGGAAGUGUUGUUGGAAGAAAUAUAUGAUCUAGCUGCAGAUGUCUUUGAUGAGGAGGAAGAGAAGACUCGUAACAAGCAGUUGCCUCCGGAUCUUCUUAAGAUUGUCGAAGAUGCACUGCACGGAGGCCCCAUGGAAGAGAUACUUAUCCAGAAGUACAACGUGGACAUUAAGCGCCACAAUUUGCAGUGUUUGUUGCCUCUCCAGUGGCUAAACGAUGAGGUGAUCAACUUCUACUUCCAGAUGAUGAACGAUCGUGAUGAAGUGCUUGUGAAUGCUGGUGUCCUGCCGAAGCGAAGCCACUUUUUCAACUCAUUUUUUGUUACGAAGGUAUCGGAAAACGGUUACAAUUUCGUCAACGUGCGCCGGUGGACAAGAAAGAUUGAUUUAUUUGCCAUGGACAAGAUCUUUAUGCCUGUCAAUGUCGGCAACAUGCACUGGUGCAUGGCCGUCAUCUUUAUGGCAGAAAAGCGUAUUCAGUACUACGAUUCCAUGCACGGAAGCGGCGCCGCAUGCCUGAAAGUUCUAUUGAGGUACUUACACGACGAGUCAGAACACAAGAAGAAGACAAAGUUUGACGACCAAGGUUGGGAACUAGUGACGACCACGCCCGACACGCCUCUGCAAACAAACGGAUCCGACUGCGGCGUCUUCUCGUGCAUGUUUGCAGACUACCUCUCUCGAAACGCCCCGCUGUCGUUCGUGCAGCGAGACAUUCCCUUCCACAGACAUCGCAUGGCACUUCACAUAACCCGUGGUUACAUCCCGCUCGAAGAAGAGGGACUAUAG